GUUUAAUGAGAAGAAUCGUGACCAGCUAGGAGAAUUUUCUGCAAGGAAUGGAAUUAGCUCAUAGCUUAUUGCUGAAUGAAGAAGCAUAUAAUCAACUAGGUGAAGUUCAGAAGGCAGAGUUUAUUUUCGAUUGGUUGAGAUAUUUGGAGAAGCUCUUGCUGGCGACCAGCAGGAGUGAUGUAAAGGAGAAACAGAAGACUCUUGUUGAACAGCUCCUAUCUUUGUUGAACAGCUCCCCAGGCCCUCCUACCCGCAAACUGCUUGCUAAAAAUCUAGGCGUUCUUUAUAGUAUUGGUGACACAUUCUCUGUUUAUGAGACAAUCGAUAAAUGUAAUGAUCUUAUUCGUAGCAAAGAUGAUUCUCCAAGUUAUCUUCCCACAAAGCUAAAACCAAUAAUGCAAUUUACGAUUUUGGAUAAAUCCGAAUCGGCAGAAGCUAAGUCUCAAGGUCGAUAUGAGAUUAUGCUGAGUUUGCAAAAUAUAUUGAAUGGACUAGGAGCUGCUGCUACACCUUGCCACAGGGAUGUUUAUAAAGCUGCUAAAUCCUGCUUAACAGAUAGAUCCAUGGCUGUUCGUUGUGCUGCUGCAAAGUGUCUCCUUGAACUUCAGAAAGAGGCCAUCUUUAUGUGGAGUACAGACCUGGAUAGUGUGGCCACACUAUGUUUUAAGUCCUUUGCAGGUUCCAAUUAUGAUGUGCGGAUUUCAGUUUCAAAGCUACUAGGCACAGUGUUGGCUAAAGCUAUAAUUUCUAAACAUCCAGGAGCAGCAGUCUCACGUCAAAGCAUUCGCAGAGUAUCUCUGGAGGAAGUUCUGGAAUUACUAGGAACAGGGUUUCUACGUGGGAGUUCAGGAUUUCUUCGAGCCAGUGGAGAUAUGCUGAAAGGAACCAGUUCAGUCAGUAGGGACGUUCGAGUUGGAGUUACUCAGGCUUAUGUGGUAUUUGUUUCAACAUUAGGAGGAACAUGGCUGGAGAAAAAUUUUGCUGCCUUUCUUUCUCAUAUCCUAAGCCUUGUGUCACAGUCACACCCUAAAGCCACCCAAACUCAGACUGAUGCUGUCUGCGGUCGCCGUUGUGUUUCAUUUAUCCUUCGAGCUACUAUAGGAGGUCUUCUUGGAGAAAAGGCUCAAAUUGCUGCUGCCAAGGAUAUUUGCCAGGCUAUCUGGAAGUUGAAGAAAGUUGUGGAUGCCGUGAUGAAUGAUGGUAAUGUGGAAACCCGGGUUGGCUCCACAGAUGCAACAGCCAGCCAGCAUAUGCUGGUGUGUGCUUUACAAGAGCUUGGAAAUCUCUUAUACAGUCUUGGCACCACAGCUGCACCUUUACUGCAGGAUUCAAGUGCAGGUAUUCUUGACAGUGUCAUUUCAGUUAUUCAGCAUCCUAGCAUUUCUGUUCGACUAGCAGCAGCUUGGUGUUUACACUGCAUUGCUGUGGCAUUACCUUCUUACCUAACACCUCUUUUAGACCGUUGCCUGGAACGGCUUACUAUACUUAAGUCUUCACCUGAAGCAGUGACUGGCUUUAGUUUUGCUGUGGCAGCUUUGUUGGGAGCAGUGAAACAUUGUCCUUUAGGAAUUCCUCAUGGAAAGGGCAAGAUUAUUAUGACAUUAGCGGAGGAUUUGCUGUGUUCAGCUGUACAAAACAGUCGUCUUUCAGCUCAGCGCACACAAGCUGGAUGGUUGUUGAUUGCAGCCCUGAUGACGUUAGGUCCUGCGGUUGUCAGUCAUCACCUUGGUCGAGUUCUGCUGUUGUGGAAGUGUGUCUUUCCAGUGUCUCCUAAAGAUCUAGAAACAGAAAAAAGCCGGGGAGAUUCAUUUACAUGGCAGGUAACCUUGGAAGGACGAGCUGGUGCGCUCUGUGCUAUCAAGAGUUUUGUUUCCCACUGUGGUGAUCUCCUUACUGAGGAAGUAAUUCAGCGUCUUCUUCCACCACUUCCUUGUGCUGUGGAUUUGCUAACUCAGCUUUCUUCAGUGCUAAAAACCUAUGGAAGCACUUUGAAAACACCAUCAGUAGUUUAUAGACAAAGGCUUUAUGAAUUACUGAUUUUAUUACCUCCUGAAACCUAUGAAGGAAACCUUUGUACUAUCCUCAAAGAGCUGGCUGCUGACUUGACUGCCUCUGAUAUACAGGUGGCAGCAUCUGCAUUUUUACUUCCACCCCUCUGUCAUCAGGAUGAUCUUGUGAUAUUAAGUCCUUUGCUACAAGAGACUGACCAUAGAUUUAUUGAAGAACAGCUCCUGCUUGGUAAUGGUAUUGCUUGUGGAAGUUUGGAGUAUGACCCUUACUCUAUUUAUGAGAAAGAUGUAGAGGGAGAUUCAGUGCCUAAGCCCCUACCUCCAAUACUAUCAGUUAUUAGCUCUGCAGUCAAGCUCUUUGGAGUUGUGUGUGCUCAUGUGGGAGAAGCCCAAAGGCUUUUUAUACUGGAACAGCUUUUGGACAGUAUAAAGCACUCAAAAGGAGCUCGUCAACAAAUAGUUCAGUUACAUGUUGUUUCUUCACUCUCUAGUUUCUUGAAGUACUUAGCUGUCUCCAAGGGAAAUUUGGGUCCAGAAGAAAUGAGAAGACCUGCCCUAGCGUUGGUGAUGGGAGCCCUAGAAAGUCCCAACCCCCUCUUGAGAUGUGCAGCUGCAGAGGCAUGGGCUAGAUUAGCCCAAGUGGUUGAUGAUGGAGCUUUUACUGCUACAUUAGCUCAAGUCAGCUUUGACAAAUUGAAAUCAGCAAGGGAUGUGGUUACCAGAACAGGAUACUCAUUGGCUUUGGGAUCCUUACAUAGAUAUUUAGGAGGAAUAAGUUCUUCUCAACAUUUGAAUUCUUGUGUUGGAAUCCUUUAUACUUUGUCUCAGGACACUACUUCUCCUGAUGUGCAGACCUGGGCACUACAUUCACUAUCAUUGAUAAUUGAUUCUGCUGGCCCACUCUAUCAUUUGCAUGUGGAACCCACCCUUUCUCUUAUUAUAAUGUUAUUGUUAAAUGUGCCUCCUACUCAUGCUGAAGUUCAUCAAAGUCUUGGUCGCUGUUUGAAUGCCCUUAUUACUACAUUGGGUCCAGAGCUACAGGGUAAUAGUACUUCCAUUUCCACCUUAAGGACUUCCUGUCUUUUGGGUUGUGCAGUGAUGCAAGAUAACACAGACUGCCUUGUUCAAGCUCAGGCCAUUUCUUGCCUUCAGCAGCUUCAUAUGUUUGCUCCAAGACAUGUCAACCUAUCUAACUUGGUCAGCUGCCUCUGUGUGAAUCUUUGUAGUCCCUAUUUGUUAUUGAGAAGAGCAGUACUGGCUUGUUUACGUCAGCUUGUACAGAGGGAAGCAGCUGAAGUUUCAGAACAUGCUGUUAUGCUUGCUAAGGAUAGCAGAAAAGAGUUGACUCCAGAUGCUAACAUCAGAGAAGUGGGCCUUGAAGGGGCAUUAUUGACCUUACUAGAUAAAGAGACAGAUCAGAAGUUAUGCCAUGAUAUCAAAGAGACUUUAAAUCAUAUGCUUACAUCUAUGGCAGUGGAUAAGCUCUCCUUCUGGUUAAAGCUUUGUAAAGAUGUACUUGCUGCAUCAGCUGAUUUUACAGCUGUAACUUGUGUGGAUACAAUGCAAGAAGAGGAAGGAGAUAAAGGGGAUGAUGCCUCAGUUCUGACCACCAGAAAUGAUGAUAAAUCAUAUCCAUGUACCAAUCCCCAUUGGGCUACUAGAGUCUUUGCUGCCGAGUGUGUCUGUAGGAUAAUUAACCAGUGUGAGAAUGCACACAGCGCACAUUUUGACAUUGCUUUAGCACAAGAAAUGAAAAAAAGGGAUUCAAGAAAUGACUUUUUGGUGCUACAUCUUGCCGACUUAAUUCGCAUGGCCUUUAUGGCUGCCACGGAUCACAGUGACCAGCUCCGUCUUUCUGGCCUUGAAACACUGUUAGUUGUUAUUCGGCGAUUUGCAGCUAUUCCAGAACCGGAGUUUCCAGGUCAUGUGAUUCUGGAACAGUAUCAAGCCAAUGUAGGAGCGGCACUUAGGCCAGCCUUCACUUCGGAGACGCCACCUGAUGUCACUGCCAAAGCAUGUCAGGUUUGCAGUGCCUGGAUAGCAAGUGGAGUUGUAAGUGACCUUAAUGAUCUCCGAAGAGUUCAUCAGUUGCUUGUUUCAUCAUUAACAAAAAUACAGGCUGGAAAAGAGGCUCUGAGUCACUUAUAUAAUGAAAGUGCCUCUACCAUGGAAAUAUUAGCUGUGCUGAAAGCCUGGGCAGAGGUCUACGUAAUUGCUGUAGAAAGACAUAAAAGCCACAGAGAACCUUUGAAGACUACCACCUGUUCAGAAGAGAGUGUCAGAAAUGGGUCGUAUUCGUCAGAUGGACUGCUUGACUUAGUCCACACAGACCUGGGCACAUUGAGUAGGCUCUGGCUUGCUGCGCUUCAGGAUUUUGCUCUCUUAACGUUGCCUGCAGAAUUUGCCUCCCAACUUCCUGUUGAAGGUGGUGCUUUCUACACCGCAGAGACUAGUGAAAAUGCAAAAUUGCAUUAUUACAACUCCUGGGCACUUAUCCUGCAUGCUACAGCAUUGUGGCUUACCAGCACAGGCUUUGUUGUUGCUGACCCGGAUGAAGGAGCAUCUCAUCUCUCAAGACCUGUAACACCAACUUCCAUGUGUCAGGGUUCAUCAUCUGGGGCUACGGUAAAGUCCCCUGAGGAUGUCUGCACUGAUAGAUUCCAUCUUAUUUUAGGGAUCAGUGUGGAAUUUCUCUGUUCCUUACGCUCAGAUGCGACCAUGGAAAGCAUUACUGCUUGUUUACAUGCAUUACAGGCCCUUCUGGAUGUUCCUUGGCCCAGAUCUAAAAUUGGCAGUGACCAGGACUUGGGCAUCGAGUUGUUGAAUGUACUACAUCGAGUAAUUUUGACCCGAGAAUCACCUUCUAUUCAAUUGGCUUCACUUGAAGUGGUAAGACAGAUUAUCUGUGCAGCUCAGGAACAUGUCAAGGAGAAAAGACGAAGUGCAGAAGUUGAUGAUGGGGCUGCCGAAAAGGAAACCCUGCCAGAGUUUGGAGAGGGAAAGGACACAGGAGGACUUGUGCCUGGGAAAUCUUUGGUUUUUGCAACACUGGAAUUGUGUGUAUGCAUUCUAGUUAGACAGCUUCCAGAACUAAAUCCUAAAUUGACAGGUAGCCCAGGAGUAAAAGCUACAAAGCCACAGGUGCUAUCGGAAGAUGGAAGUAGAUUGGUGUCAGCUGCGUUAGUCAUCCUCUCUGAACUUCCUGCUGUGUGCUCUCCUGAAGGAAGCAUCUCAAUUCUCCCUACUAUAUUGUACCUUACAAUUGGGGUGCUCAGAGAAACUGCUGUGAAGUUACCUGGGGGCCAGUUAUCUUCAACUGUUGCAGCUUCCCUACAGGCUCUGAAAGGAAUAUUGUCUUCUCCCAUGGCCAGAGCAGAAAAGAGUCACACUGCUUGGACUGACCUCCUCCGUAGUGCUUUAACAACAAUACUUGACUGUUGGGAUCCAGUAGAUGGAACACAUCAAGAACUUGAUGAAAUCAGCCUACUUACUGCUAUCACAGUAUUUAUUUUGUCUACCAGUCCAGAAGUUACUACCAUUCCAUGCCUUCAGAAGCGCUGUAUUGAGAAAUUUAAGGCUACUCUUGAGAUAAAAGAUCCUGUGGUACAAAUCAAGACCUAUCAGCUCCUACUUUCCAUUUUUCAGUAUCCAAAUCCAGCUGUCUCCUACCCAUACAUUUACUCUUUAGUAUCCUCUAUUGUGGAAAAACUACAGGAAAUAGACAAGAGAAAGCCUGAAGACACUACUGAACUUCAGAUCUUUCAAGAAGGCAUAAAGGUCUUGGAAGCACUGGUAACCAUUGCAGAAGAACAGCACCGUUCUCAGCUGGUGGCCUGUCUUCUGCCCAUCCUCAUUUCCUUCCUUUUGGAUGAUAAUGCUCUGGGAUCAGCAACUUCCAUAAUGAAAAAUUUACAUGACUUUGCUUUGCAAAAUCUCAUGCAGAUUGGGCCUCAGUAUUCAUCAGUUUUUAAAAAUGUAAUGGCUUCUUCUCCAGCGCUGAAAGCCCGCCUUGAGGCUGCUAUCAAGGGCAAUCAGGAAAAUGUCAAAGUCAAGAUACCAGCACCUAAACAUACCAAGAACCCUGGAAAGAAUGCAAGCAUCCAAUUAAAGACCAAUUUCCUCUGAUUUUUUUGUUUUAAUAGUAAGCACCUUAAUAAAAUACUUGAUUAUUUCCUUCUCUUUGGGGACAAAAGUGACAUUUUAGACACAAGUGCACUUGGAGGUCUGGUUGAUUGUCUUAAAUAGCUGUGACUUUUCGAAGUAAUAUCAAACUUAACAUUUUUUGUGGGUUUUUAUUUUUUUUUUCAAUUUAAUAAAACCACAGAGCUCUUGCCAGGAAUUUCAAGAAAGUGCUAAAGAAUUAAACUUACUAAACAAUCCAUUGCUUUAGAAAUGAAAUGGAUUUCUUCUGACAGUCCAUACACACACGGUAUACUUAAUACUUUGGUAGAUAUAGAUUUGACUUUAAAUUAUCUGCAUUUAUAUUGUAUCCCAAUUGCUAAUUUAAAAUUCUGCCUU
Messenger RNA from Odobenus rosmarus divergens (Pacific walrus), 6527 nucleotides. It is a transcript of the gene HEATR5A, whose product is annotated as HEAT repeat containing 5A. The record is from RefSeq and is a predicted model, not a curated record. Gene Ontology annotation, biological process: intracellular protein localization; retrograde transport, endosome to Golgi; endocytosis. Bases 48 to 6134 code for a protein of 2028 amino acids. Gene Ontology annotation, cellular component: Golgi apparatus; membrane; endocytic vesicle. The transcript has 35 exons. Lineage: Eukaryota; Metazoa; Chordata; Mammalia; Carnivora; Odobenidae.